AUGCAAGAAGAAACUCGGCGGACAUUGCAUUGGAUACCACGUCCACUUCCUACUUCCCCAGCAGUUGAAAAUAAUGAGGACACACCUCUGGUUGUACCAUUUUCUACCGAAGAUAUUGAUCCAGCCUCGGUGGCCACGUCUGGUGGUGCGACGCCCUCGGCUGGUGUUAAUCCAGCCUCCUCGAUCGAGCACGGUUCAUCCUCGUCCCCUGCCCGACGGACAGAGCCAACGCCGAUGUCCUUGAUCGAGUUAACUUCCCCUUCGUCUCCCGAUCACUUAAUGGAGUCGGGGUCUUCACCAUCAUCGACUUCGUCUCCUGUGGCACAGCCUUCUCCUUCCGUGGACUCAGAAGCUCCAGCAUCCACGCCUGGGUCAUCUCCUCCCUAG
Linum trigynum is the source of this 387-nucleotide messenger RNA. The record is from the annotation of a GenBank genome assembly. NCBI's taxonomy places the organism in Eukaryota, Viridiplantae, Streptophyta, Magnoliopsida, Malpighiales, Linaceae.